AUGCGUGUACCUGUUAAUAUAUGUAGUCUGAGAUCUGAGAUGCCUAUGGUUGAUAUUUUUGAUACUUGUACCCUAAUGAGCAGACGGCCCUUGGCUGCUGUAAAGGGACCAAGAGGAAUAAGAACAAUGUCUCAGAAACCAGAAUCAGAGUCAGGCAUAGCCAAGACAGCUCAUUGUCCAAGCUUCUUACUAGAUUCCACCCGCGCCAUCAACCAGGUUACUGACGAAAGUAACGAUUCUAUCUAG
Molecule: messenger RNA, 246 nt
Organism: Melampsora larici-populina 98AG31
Lineage: Eukaryota; Fungi; Basidiomycota; Pucciniomycetes; Pucciniales; Melampsoraceae
Exons: 6
Coding region: 1-246 (81 amino acids)
Source: RefSeq, a predicted model, not a curated record